UGUGGGAUCAUUUCAAAUGUUUGGUGUUCAGAGGAACUUUCACGAUCUUCUGUGUGUUUUCAGUGCUUUUUGCUCCCUGCGCUGUUGUGUAUUUCGCCUGCUGCUUUUUGGGGUUAAGACCUCUGUUAGAAAGAGCAUUCCUAACAGAAUGAGCCCACCAACAAAUAGCGGUUUGAUAAAUGCCCAUAUAGCGUCUAGAAUCCGCUCCUUGGGAAGGGGGCUAGAAGGGUCAGCUCAUGCUUCAGCUCCAUUUCCUGCUUCAGCACCGCAAUCUACCAGAGACUCUCCAGAGAAGUACAGUGCGGCAUGGUACCGGAAAGUGCUGAUUGAGCUGGAAAUAGAGGAUCAACUUCAAGUGACGACGCCCGCUCCAGCCAAGCUUGCUCCAGCUUUUAUGCCCGCUCUGCCACCAUCCUCUCCAGUGUGCCUGCAGAUGCCACCAGCUACUUCGGCUACUCCAGUGUGCCUGCUGCUCCAGUUCUGCAGACGCCAAAAGCAUGUCCAGCGGGUCUGCCGACACCGCCAGUCCUGUGUCCACCGGGUUUUCCCAUGCUGCCAGCCUUGUGUCCAGCGGGUCUUCCUACGUCGCCAUCCCCGUCUCCAACGGCUCUUUCCACGACGCCGCCAUCCUCGCCGCCUGCAGUCAGCUCGACCUCCAGCCCAGCCGCCUGCUGUUCCAAUCCUGCAGGCAGCUACAGCAUCACAUCCAGUACUGCAGCCUCCGCAACUUCCAGCUCCCCUGCCGCACAGGCGCCGGUCUGGCACCGGUACGCCGCCGCCUGGUUGGCCAUGAAUGUGGCCGUUCUUUGGACGCUCCACGUGCCAUUAGCAGCAAUGCCCAGGACUCAGGACCAGGACCAUUACGGCUGCUGGUACAUGGCCGCCGCUCACAUCCACCUCCUCGUCGACCACGGAUGUGGACGUCCGCCUCGCCUGCUUCAGCGGCGUUUAACUUGACGCCGCCACCUGACCCGCCGCCAGUGGCUUCGGGGAUACUUGGUCAGACAACCUCCCUCCACCCUCCCGAAACUUUGGACUUGUGUUUUUUGGGGUUUCCAGGAUGUCUAGAAUCCGUCCUUUUUAGGGGCAGGGAUACUGUUACUGUUAGGCCCGGCUAUUCUUUGUUUUAGUUUUUAGGUGUUUUUCCUAUGUUUGUGGCUUCACUUCCUGUUUUGCGCUCUUAUUUUGUUUCCACUUUCUGUUUUGUUUGUAUUCUGUUUGCCCUAGCUUUACUCUUUCUGAGCGCUUCUCUCCUCACCUGCGGCUUAUCUGCGUUAAUUGUCUCACAUGGUGUUGGAGGGCUAUUUAAGGCAGUCUCUUUUCUUUGUUGAUUGUGGGAUCAUUCCAAAUGUUUGGCGUCCUGGUGUUCAGAGGAACUUUCACAGUUUGUGGCAUUAUUGCUUUUUACUUAAACUACUGUUGUUUGUUGUCCGCUCUCUUUUUGAACAAUUUUUUCAUGCACAGAUCUCCUGUGUUUUGCUUUUUGCUCC
Molecule: messenger RNA, 1490 nt
Organism: Nerophis lumbriciformis (worm pipefish)
Lineage: Eukaryota; Metazoa; Chordata; Actinopteri; Syngnathiformes; Syngnathidae
Source: RefSeq, a predicted model, not a curated record